AGAACUGCGUUUUGAUUGGAUGUUCUCUGGGUGACGUCAGCGGGUUGUGUGGCGAGGGGCUGGCCAGAGGGUUUGUUGUCCGGCUGUAGUUUAGAUCAGGUUUACAUAAUUUUCACCUGGAUUGUGGAGGACCUCAAGCGUCCGAGCAGAUUCAGCCAUGGAUCUUGUGCUGAGUGUUGCUGACCAUUAUGUCCUCACCCCAUAUGUGUACCCUGCAUCAUGGCCUGAAGAUGGGGCACUGCGCCAGAUUAUCAGCCUGUUGGUGUUGACAAAUCUAGGGGCUGCGAUUCUCUACUUGGGCCUGGGUGCAAUCAGCUACUACCUCAUCUUUGACCACAAUCUCAUGAAACACCCACACUUUUUAGAGAAUCAGGUACAGAGGGAGAUCAAGUAUGCAAUGACCUCUCUCCCCUGGAUCAGCAUCCCCACAGUUGCCCUGUUUUUUGCUGAGGUCAGGGGCUACAGCAAAUUAUAUGACAAUGUCAGUGAAUCUGCCAUGGGUUGGCCCGGAGUGUUUCUGAGUAUGGGUUCCUUCCUGCUUUUCACCGACAUGUGUAUCUAUUGGAUCCAUCGUUUUCUGCAUCAUAAGCUUAUCUACAAGAUGUUUCACAAACCACACCACAUAUGGAAGAUCCCUACUCCAUUCGCCAGUCAUGCCUUUCACCCAGUGGAUGGAUUUCUUCAAGGACUACCCUACCACAUUUACCCCUUCUUCUUUCCCCUUCAUAAAGUACUUUACUUGGCCUUGUAUGUUUUUGUUAACAUCUGGACCAUCUCUAUCCAUGAUGGUGACUACUGGGUCCCGGGUUCUCUGACGAAGGUGAUUAAUGGCUCAGCCCACCACACGGACCACCACCUUUUCUUCGAUUACAACUAUGGCCAGUACUUCACACUGUGGGAUCGCCUUGGAGGGUCCUACAGACAUCCCUCUGCUUUAAUGGGGAAGGGUCCCCAUGACCUCAUCCGCAAACUUGCCGCAGAGGGAAAGUUAAGCCUUGAAGGAGUGAAGGCUAAAGCGCAAACAAAUGGACAUGCUAAUAAGGGAACAACACGUAAGGAGGAGUAGCAGAAGGUAAACCAUCUACAAUACUGGAAUAAGUAAAUACUUGCUAGAGUAAGCCAGGUGUGAUCAGUAUGUUUAUCACUAGAUGUCAUGCCCACAUGAAGAACUUAAAUUAGGCUGCUCUUUCAAGCUGAGCAUGUAAAGACAACCUGCUAUACCCAUACUCAGCUGUAAAGAGUUAAGAAAAGGUAACUAAUUAAGUUGCUAUAUUUGCCAAACAUGCGUGAGCCAUUUUGGAGAUUUGAACUGCUAGCAGACACAAUGAUGGUGAACCUCGUGGAUUGACAAUGUUGUUAAAGGGGCGUUUUGACAUCGAUGCACUCUGUAUCAUGCUGAUUUGCAGAGUAUGUUAAAAACUAUGAUAACUUUUGUGUGAAUCUUGGUGCUGCAAAAACAGCACUCAUAAUUGAAACAAGAGCUGAUGAAGUGCCCCAUAAAAUUGCAUUUCUAUUUGUAGAUUUUACAGAUGAUUUGAGAGUAAUCAGAGUUAAACACAGAUCAGUUUGGCUUAAGAAAAUCCUUGCAAUGGUAGGAACGAUAGAAAGGGUGGGGACAUCAAGAGACCAUGUUUGGAGCUGCACCAUUAACAGUGAAUUGAGUCUAACUCAGAAUGAGCAUCUAAUUUUCUGAUUAAGAACUCGUAGCACCUCUGUGAAAAGAGGCUCAUUUGAAUAAUAAGGCUUACAACUUGUGUUAAGCGUGUCGGACAGAACUGUUCUUGUAUUUGUCAGGGGAGCAUUUCCAGAAAAAUCUUUUGAAGUCAUCACAGCCUCAACAUCUUGUUUAUUGGUUUCUUUUUUAGAGUUGCUAUCAUCCAUACACUAACAGUAAUUGCACAGUGAUUUAAUCAUUUUCAUCCCAUUCUAGAGAAAUCCUGCAGCUAAUGUAGAAACAUUUUUCCUUAACAGUGGACAAUAUAAUUUCUCUUGUGGUGAUAGGUUCUGUGAAUGCUUGCUCUGGAUAGGCGGAAAGAAUUGUUUAAUCACGUCCUUUGUAUCUAAAUUUCAACUGAAUAUAAAAUAUUAAAGAUGCCUUUUGCUCAA
This is a messenger RNA of Lampris incognitus (smalleye Pacific opah), 2106 nucleotides long. RefSeq names its product sterol-C5-desaturase (gene sc5d). The coding region runs from base 158 to 1066 and encodes 302 amino acids. Gene Ontology annotation, molecular function: iron ion binding; oxidoreductase activity. The transcript is spliced from 5 exons. The record is from RefSeq and is a predicted model, not a curated record. Lineage: Eukaryota; Metazoa; Chordata; Actinopteri; Lampriformes; Lampridae.